AUGACAAGCCCAACCAAUCGAAUGGCCCAGAUGGAUCAGUCCGAAGUGCCCAAGGAGGAGGGGCACAGGCAGAUGGUAUCGUACCACGAUAUGACUGCUCAACCAAGGGCGAAUGAGGUCCAAUGUCACCAGCCGAUGCAAUUCACCAUCCCUUAUUCGCACUUCGCGAUCAUGUACGUCGACAAUCAGGGAGAGAUUCAGGUAGAAGCAUCGCCCUCAGUCAUGGGAUAUGAGAAAGCUGUCUUCACGGAGGAGAUCCAAGAGAAGUUUUUGAAAUUGGCAAAUGGUGAAUGGCAGCCUAGUCUGCAUAAUGUUUACUCAGGCAUCAGCCUGUCCAACACUCCUUCCUGGCCCAACCCCAGUCAAACUCGGCCGCCCGGGCUCAUACCAUGCGAAUGGCAAUCUUUCAACCACAACAAGCGACACAGGCGCGGCGUGAAGCGCGCUGAUAGACCUACUGAUGUCGGAUGGGAGCCUCUGUCUCCCAGUCCAAGCUUGAAGCGUUCAACAAUGCGAGUCGGAGACACAAGGCUUCUACGAAAGUACUACGAGAUGGCGUUUGAGAACUUUCAGCAGGUCAACUGCAAGGUGGUUGCAAAGGCUUAUAUCAAGUUGGUGGAGCCUCGAAAGCAAGUGAAUUAUCCCUACAAUGGCCGCUUAAACAUCGCCGGGUCAACCGAGGUGAAGAACCCAGAAGCGACGAAACCCAAGUGGUGGCCUUCAGGGGUCACCCACAAAGAGCCCGAUCACCUUGGAAAGCCUGAACGGGUGCGUCUGCUGGUACAUAUUCUGUGCGAGCUUAGAGACAGCCACGAUAUCACAGCCAAAAAACUUAGGGAAGCUGGCCAGGAUGUAAAGCGGCAGAUCUCCCCAGAAAUACGGCUGCGGGUCUUGGAUGAAAUAUACUAUGUUCGAGAGAUGGAGGAACAAUACCUGGAUGGACAGAUUAGCGGCGACACCAUCAUAAAUGUGUCCCAUGUCCACCUCGAAGAAGAGCUACAAGCGCAGAGUCUCGCCAGCGGUGUGCGCGAUCAGCUAUCCACAAUGCCCUUUUCACAACGAGACCAUCACCUGCCUGGGCGUAGGUCGUCGCAUCGUAUCAUGCCCACCAUCUUAGACGAUACAUACCAGCUCCCAGCACGAAGCACCAAGCGACCAGCAAAUUCCGACAGCCACCUCCCCAUAUCACCAUCGUUGUCCCCUUCAGGUAGCCGCAAAAGUUCGUUGGAGAGGAGCAUGCCAACUUACUCCUCCGGGAUAGACCCAGCCAUAUUAUCGGGCCCCGAGCCGCCUAGAAGUUCAGCUUGUCUGCAGGGUCUUCAGCCUAUUGGUGCUACGUCCAUACCAGAAUAUUUCGCUAACCAGUAUACACCCCCUGCGCGACACCAUGCUCAUUCUGCUUUCUGGGACACCAUCCCUAGCAUGCACUCCCAGUUUUCCUUUUCCAGUUACUGA
Aspergillus calidoustus is the source of this 1455-nucleotide messenger RNA. Lineage: Eukaryota; Fungi; Ascomycota; Eurotiomycetes; Eurotiales; Aspergillaceae. The record is from the annotation of a GenBank genome assembly.